CCGGCCAGCCCGUCUCCCCCUCUUCCUCCGUCACCUAAAACUCCACUUUCCGUCCGAACCUGCCCGUUCACCGGUAACCGGUAAACCCCCCCGGGCACAGGAGCCGGGUCCGCGGACCGGAGCGGCGUCGCCACCGGAUUGUCACCGGGUUUGAGUAACGCUAGCGGCCGGACCUGCCGUGAUUCACCGCCCUGCGAGCCAGGCGGCAGCGGGCCGCAAACUUUCCUCCGCUUUGUCCCGCGUCGUUGCUCUUCGAACCGGCGGCUCGGUUCUCCGGGCGGUGACGUCAGACCGCAGGGCAGUUGUGAGCGGGCCGUCGAACCGGACGAGGCGAGCUGAGUGAGUCUUGUAACUUUUCUGUGCGGUUCGACCGCGAGCGACACAGCAGCGCCCCGCGUCAGCGCCCGCCUGUGUCCCGGUACCGACAGGCCCGGACCGGAACCAGGAGCCUCACGGCUGUGCCUCCGGUCGCUGCUGUUCGUCUGUUUGUUGUUCACUCAUGGGGACGGAGUGACCGCAGCAGCGCGUGGCUUCCACGAGACGGACGGCUUCCUGCGGUCCGGUAGAGGUGGAGUGGGAGGAGCCUAGCGAUGGCAGGUGCGUCAGUCAAGGUGGCGGUUCGGGUCCGUCCGUUCAACUCCAGAGAGAUCGGACGCAACGCCAAGUGUGUGAUCCAGAUGCAGGGAACCAGUACCUGCAUCUCCAACCCAAAACAGUCCAAAGAUGGAGCAAAGAACUUCACCUUUGACUACUCCUACUGGUCUCACACCACGGCUGAGGACCCCAGCUUUGCGUCUCAGACCCAGGUUUAUAAGGACAUUGGAGAGGAGAUGCUGCUGCACUCGUUUGAAGGUUACAAUGUGUGUAUUUUUGCAUACGGUCAAACCGGCGCAGGAAAGAGCUACACGAUGAUGGGCAAACAGGAGCCUGGGCAGGAAGGGAUCAUACCACAGCUGUGUGAGGACUUGUUUCAGAGAACAGGAGAAAAUGUGGAUCCGGACCUCACGUACUCUGUGGAGGUUUCCUACAUGGAGAUCUACUGCGAGCGGGUUCGGGAUCUGUUGAACCCGAAGUCACAGGGGACUCUGAGGGUCCGGGAGCAUCCCAUCCUUGGGCCGUACGUGGAGGACCUGUCAAAACUGGCCGUGACUGGAUUCACCGACAUCCGGGACCUGAUGGACGCUGGAAACAAAGCCCGGACGGUCGCUGCCACAAACAUGAAUGAGACGUCAUCCAGGUCCCACGCUGUCUUCACCAUCGUCUUUACCCAGAAACGACGAGACCAGAUGACGAGUUUGGACACUGAGAAGGUCAGUAAGAUCAGUCUGGUGGACCUGGCUGGAAGCGAGCGAGCUGACUCAUCUGGAGCAAAGGGCACCAGGCUCAAGGAGGGAGCAAACAUCAACAAGUCUCUGACCACAUUAGGAAAAGUCAUAUCAGCGUUGGCGGAGAUGCAGAGCAGUAAGAAGAGGAAAAGUGAUUUCAUUCCCUACCGAGACUCUGUCCUCACCUGGUUACUGAAGGAAAACCUGGGAGGAAACUCGCGGACGGCCAUGAUCGCUGCUCUAAGUCCUGCUGACAUCAACUAUGAAGAAACACUGAGCACUCUGAGAUACGCUGACCGCGCCAAACAGAUUCGCUGUAACGCUGUGAUCAAUGAGGAUCCCAACGCCAAACUGAUCCGGGAGCUGAAGGCUGAAGUGGAGCGACUGAGGAACCUGCUGUUCUCCCAGGGGCUGCAGGAGCUGCUGGACAAUGCUAUCAACAACAACCCCGGCCCCGGUGGUGGUGCAGGUGUGGCCCCCUCCCCGCUGCAGCUGGCCCUCACAACCAAUGGGGUGGCAUCUAAGAAUGGCCCAGCCUCUGCAGGGGAUCAGGCUGAACCCGAGUCUGCAGGUGAGGGACCCUCUGAUCCUGAAAACCUGACCGAGAAUGGAGAGGAGGAAGAGGAGGCUGUUGCCACGGAGACCAUCAGUAAAGAGGAAGCAGCUGAGAGACUGUUGGAAACUGAGAAAAUUAUUGCUGAACUAAAUGAGACGUGGGAGGAGAAACUAAGGAAGACAGAAUCUAUUCGCAUGGAGAGAGAGUCUCUGCUGGCUGAGAUGGGCGUGUCCAUCAAGGAGGACGGAGGGACGCUGGGCGUGUUUUCUCCCAAAGGAACGCCUCACCUGGUCAACCUCAACGAAGACCCUCUGAUGUCCGAGUGUCUGCUCUACUACAUCAAGGAGGGAGUCACCAGGGUCGGACAACAGGACGUGGACAUUAAGCUGUCGGGUCAGUUCAUAAAGGAGAUUCACUGUGUGUUCGUCAGCGAGACGAACGAGCAGGGAGAAGUUGUGGUCACUCUGGAGCCGUUGGUCGGAGCUGAGACGUACGUCAACGGGAAGCAGAUCAGCGACGCUGUUGUCCUCAAACAAGGUAACCGUAUCGUGAUGGGGAAGAACCACGUGUUCCGGUUCAACCACCCAGAGCAGGCGAGGCUGGAGAGGGAGCGCAGCGUCACAGCCGAGCAGCAGGCAGAGCCCGAGGACUGGAACUACGCUCAGAGGGAGCUGUUAGAGAAACAGGGCAUCGACAUCAAACUGGAGAUGGAGAAGAGGCUGCAGGACAUGGAGACUCAGUACCGCAGAGAGAAGGAGGAGGCUGAUCUGCUUCUGGAGCAGCACCGACUGUACGCAGACAGCGACAGCGGCGACGACUCGGACAAACGCUCGUGUGAGGAGAGCUGGAGGCUGAUCUCCUCACUGAGGGAGAAGCUGCCUGCCACCAAGGUGCAGUCCAUAGUGAAGCGCUGUGGUUUGCCCAGCAGUGGGAAGAGGAGGGAGCCGCUCAGGGUCUAUCAGAUCCCCCAGAGGAGGAGGAUCAGCAAAGACCCCAAGCGCGUUACCAUGGAAGACCUCCGCAUGCAGGCUGUGAAGGAGAUCUGCUACGAGGUGGCUCUGGGGGAUUUCCGACAUUCCCGUCAGGAGAUCGAAGCGCUGUCCAUCGUCAAGAUGAAGGAGCUGUGCCGCAUGUACGCUAAGAAGGACUCCAGCGAAAGGGACAGCUGGCGGGCCGUGGCCCAGGACGUCUGCGACACCGUGGGCAUCGGGGAGGAGAAGAGUCCCCCCAUGGAGGAGGGGGGAGGAGGAGAGACGGGCGAGGGAGGAGACAAAGGGAAAGUGUAUGACCUGAAGGCUCACAUUGAUAAACUGACUGAUAUCCUGGAGGAAGUGAAGCUGCAGAACAACAUGAAGGACGAGGAGAUCAAAGCUUUGAGAGACAGAAUGAUCAAGAUGGAGAGCGUCAUACCUGUGCAGGACGACGAUGUGAAUGGCGAAGGAGAUGGGUCUCCUCAGAUGGACGGGAGCGGGGCAGCGGUGCCAGAGGUCCGGGUCCAGCGGCUGAUGGAGGAGGACCCCGUGUUCAGGAGAGGACGCCUGCGCUGGCUCAAACAGGAACAGCAGCGAAUCCUGAACCUGCAGCAGCAGAACAUUACGAAGAAACUACGAGGACAGAACCCGACCCAAGUUCAGAACCUGCCCACUGUCCCUGUGCAUCUCCCGGGCACCGGCCGCUUCAUCCCCCCCCAGGAGUGCAAGCUGAAGUUCCCCUUCAAGAGUAACCCUGCUCACCGGUUGUCCUGGGGACCAGCCAGCGCCACCCUGCAGGCCCUCGGUCUGGGGGAGGGAGGAGAUGAGAUGGAGCAGAGGGAGGAGGGGGGAGGAGUGGAGGGUAAAGGUUCUCCCUCACCGCCUCCUCCUCUCAGUCAGCCUCCUGCUGUCCUGCCACUGCCCUUCCAGCCUCCACCUCCUCGAAUGCGCACCCCCAGCCCUCAUCGGGCCUGGCAGCAUCGUAACCAGGGGAACCAGGGCAGUUUCCAGUACAAUCACCAGGGAAACAACCAAAACUACCACCGUUACCGUCGCAACUCUUUGGACAGCUCCACUCAAGGAAACAGUAACUACGACAAUGAGCAACACCAUGGAGGUGGAGGGGGAGGUGGUCACCAGGGGCGACCCAGGCAGAGGAGGGGAGUCUCACCAGGGCCAGGGGGAGACCGAGGAGGUGGAAGAGGUGGAGGCAGCGGAGGAGGAGUGGGGAGGGACCGAGACAGAGACGCUUUCUAUUUUAAUCAACGUCAGCACCAUCAGUUUCCUCACCCCUACUACAACCCCCUUAAUGCAGCAUUCCAGCCAGGACCUCACCCCAGCUUCCACAGCCUGCCUCGCUCCGGGGUCCUGCCUCCUGCUGAAAUGCUGCUGGGGAUGGGGGUGGGCCCACCCCUGGCAGGGUGGGGUUUCACCACUCCACCCAGGAUGAGACGGCAGUUUAGUGCACCAGACCUCAAAAACAACAAUAACAAGGACGCCCCCGUCUGACCUCUGACUCCACAGUAGCGAGAGCUCUGAUUGGCUGCAGAGGUGGUCCUGAUGCUGUAGAGCAGUGUGUGUGUGUGUGUGUGUGUGUGUGUGCGCGUGUGUGCGCGUGUGUGCGCAUGUGUGCGUGCGUGCGUGCGUGUGAGAGAGAGCACUUUUACUACACUGACUCAACUGGUAAUACACCAGCUAACGUCACACACAUCCUGUAACCUCCAUCCUGCUGAUGUGUGGCUUCCUCCAGGCGUUAGCACGGGUUAAUGCUGUUGUAAUGUUUUUGCCAAAAUAGAUCACGCCUUAUUAUAGAUUUUCUGGAUCACUGAUGAUUGACUGGUAUUCUACUUCAGCCUUUUAUAACAAGGUGCCUUAAAAUGUCUCCUGUUGAAGCUUUUUUAAUAUAUUUUAAAUUUGAAGUAUGUUGUUUUUUUCAGGGCAUGACGGCUGUUUGUUUUUAAGUAGACUUGGGUUUUAGUUACUGUUAGCCCAGCAGGCUAACUAGCCUGGUUCAACAUGAGUGGUCUCUGUUAGCUUGUGCUAGUAGUCAGUUAGCCUGAUUCGUUAGCCUGCACAGCUAACAUGUCAUCUGUGUAUUCUUGUGACAUAAGACACAAGACCCAGUUUAGCACAGGUGAAAGUGUUAGCAUUUCCUAUUCUAUAGCUAGCCUGGCCUAGCCUAUUCUGGCCUGGCCUAGCCUUGCCUAGCCUAUUCUGGCCUAGCCUAUUCUGGCCUGGCCAAGGCAGCAGCACCGGCAUGUUCAUUCAGGGGCAAUCCAGUACAUACUGCUUCAUCAUUGUGUUUCUAUGCCACAGUUGCAGUCUCAGAGCCUCACUUUACGCUUAUGUUACACCUGGGUGUUGAUAUUUUAUUGUCUGAUCAGCAAUCAGCCAGUUUACGUGUAGUCACAGACUUUAAACGUGUCUCAAAAAAGUAAACAUCCACAACAUGUUUACUGACUUGUAGUUUCCUUGAAGCCACAUCACAGCCAUUGGAUUUCUUUAUUUGCCUCAUGUGACUUAGAUGCUGUCGCUGAUUGCUACAAACCAAAGAAGGCUUUGCUGUGGCGAGAGCUGACAGACCCACUGCUGUAGAGGCGGACGAGUGGAGGGGGGAGAGGUUAGAAUGAAAGACGAUAAAGGAGGUGGAUGGGGUUAUACAUGAGGAGUGUUUUAAAGCCUUGAGUGUAUAUUUGAAGUGUAUCAUGACAUAUUUUGUUUGACUUUAUGAAAAUUAAUCUAUUUUACGAGUCGGGGUCUCUGGCAAAUGGUGGGAAAUGUAGUAUGUGAGGCUUCAUGGGAGAAAUACUGACUUGGUGAACAAUAAUGGGAGAUGUAGAAAAUAAGAUGGACGAGUUUAUGUAGGGUUCUAAAAGCAAGGAACUAUGGGAAAUGGAGAGAGACGGGCAGGAGAUGAGAGAAGGCAGAGAAUGGAGACAUUUGAAUGAAUACGCGUUGUUUUACUGUAGGAGACACUAUAACUUGUUCUGUGUGAUAUUAAACUCCUGGAGGAUCUGACACCAUGGACGAGACAAGCUGCUGCCUUCACAAGCUGUCGGGGAGUUGGAAAUGUGUGUUUAUUGUCACACAGUUUUUUUUCUCUUAUCUAAAACAAAUUCAUGUGCUAUUUGAUUUUGCUGUUGCAUUCAAUGCGCCUCAGAAAUAUAGACGUUAUUAACGCACCACAACCAACGGGCCACAAAUGUCCCACUUCCUGCAUCACAGUGAAUGCAGAGUUGAUGAUCGCUGCCAUCUUCACUGUUGGCACCGCUGAACACGUCGUCGGACAGUUGGGGAGGAGCUGCCACAGUAAUGAUAUGAACAUGAACGAUGGAGAGAAACAGCAGCUUUGACAUUAGCAGUCUCGUUUUGCUCCGUUCCGAUCGCGAGACAAUCCCGUUCAGCUGCUGCCGCUUGAUGGGGCGAUCCUUUCUUUUUGUUUAUGGUUUCUAUGUUUCACCUUUUUUCCAACUUUUUUUUUCUUUUCUCAUUCUCAUAAUUUUAACUCUGCCUCCAUUCUUUACUUUGUGUUGCCACUGUCACUAUUAAUAUGAUUAUUAAAAGCUUACGUGUCAUUAAUGCUGGCUCCUUCUGGAUGCUGCUACAGGGAGCGCCCUCAUGCACCCACCUGAGUGUGUUGGUGUCUGUAGAGGUCUGUGUGUUUUGUUAUUUUUAGACAUUUUAAGUUUGUUUUACUUCAAAAAGCAGAUUGGACUGUUUUUUUUUGUUUAAUCAUCUGUUUAUUUUUUUUAUUUUAUUUGGAGAUUUGAGGUGGAGGACGAGUUUGCUAAAGGCGGCGUUGCCACGGUAACUCUGCUUAGCAGAAUUCUUGAACUCGCCCACUGAGUGGCUUCGCCCAUUCCUCCGCAUCUCUGCUCCAAUCAAAGCCUUAGACGAAGUCCGGCUCUUCUUUGUGUUGAGUUGUUGUGUCUGUUGUUGUUUUGUUGCAUCAGGAACCAAACUCAGGCUCUACCUGCAGACAACAUGAUGGCAAUAAACUGACGAGAAUCAAAAACGCAA
Betta splendens (Siamese fighting fish) is the source of this 6872-nucleotide messenger RNA. It is a transcript of the gene kif1ca, whose product is annotated as kinesin family member 1C. Lineage: Eukaryota; Metazoa; Chordata; Actinopteri; Anabantiformes; Osphronemidae. Gene Ontology annotation, biological process: microtubule-based movement. The record is from RefSeq and is a predicted model, not a curated record. Bases 591 to 4361 code for a protein of 1256 amino acids. The transcript is spliced from 28 exons. Gene Ontology annotation, molecular function: microtubule motor activity; ATP binding; microtubule binding.